Molecule: messenger RNA, 1620 nt
Organism: Symbiodinium sp. CCMP2456
Lineage: Eukaryota; Dinophyceae; Suessiales; Symbiodiniaceae
Source: the annotation of a GenBank genome assembly
AUGGCGAGCCAGAAAAAUGCUCAGCAACAGGGGCUUGCGGCGUGCCUUGCUGCCUUCUGGUCUAUGCUGCAGCCUCACCCGAUCCACGAUGUCCUGAGCCGUCCUGCUGCGAUCGUGCAGACGGAGCUUGCUGGCACCAUGGUCUGUGGACGAGGGCUUACUGCUGCGCUUUGGGAGGGGCUGCCGACUGCUACCGCUGGGGCGAAGAUGCGCCAGGCAGACGUUGGUCUCUUCGUUUUUGAUUUUCGCAACCGGUCGGGACAGGAGGGUUUUCUCGAUACGAGCCAACAAAGAGUGUAUGACAACGCGGAUAACUUAUUGCAGCGCAUUGUGGACCCAUCAACCACAUCGACGACAGAAACAUCCGCAGAACAAAAGCAGCUCUGGCAAUGGAAAUUCACUGACCAUAGAGACCUGAGUGAAGAUGUGGCAGUGCAUGAUGCCUAUUCCGGCGUCCAGUGCCGACACCUCUGUCAGGCUCACGAAGCCUGUGCAUACUGGACUUACAUUGUGAAAGCGCCCCAAGUGCCAGAUUCUCUGCAGGGCCGGUGUUUCCUGAAAUCUUCGCUUGCCGCGGCCAACCGUGAGUUGGCCCAUCCAUUCGUGGUGAGUGGAGAACGGCUUUGUGCGCACUUCGGUGAAGGCUUGUCAGCGGAAGCUGCCCGAGAGCGGGUUGGGCUUCAGACACCCGUUUGGCGGACCUCUGUCGGAAAGAAAGCAACCGCUGGGCUGGCGCAGCUUCCUGGUGCAGGCACCGAGGACUGGUACAGGGAGGCAGCGAAAGUCUUGGACGAAGUCGGUUUUGUGGUGAUCCUGGAUGCGCUGUCGGAUGCACAAACCACGGAGCUCCUCCACAAGGCCAAGCAGGUCGCUGAGGAGAUGUUGCUCUUGGAUCCCGAGCGGCUUGGGAACCGCGGUCCGCGAAGGUAUAGCUUUGGUGGGGCUUCGCGAACCCUGCACCUGAUGCACAUAGAAGGUUGGGAGCAGUUGCUGGACAAUGAGCCUGUCAACCAGCUCCUUGCAGCCUACUACCCGGAGGGAUUCUUGGCAUGCGGCGGUGGUGGUGACUUCGUCUUGGGCAGCACCAGCACGUAUCAGUCGCUUCACUUGGACGUUGGAGGGCCGGUGCACAGUCUGGAAAAAGCUCCCGCAAUCGGUGUGAACUUCGCAUUGGAAGACAUCUCCUGUGCUGAUGCACCGAUGAGGGCCGUGCCGUACUCCCACCAAAACACCACAGAGCCUCCGGACUUGACGUCCGAGCCGCAGGAGAUGAAGGAUUCCGUGCUUUGCCCCCUGCCUCGUGGAAGCGCCCUCGUCCGAGAUCUGCGCGUCUGGCACGGUGGUACGCCAAGUGGUUCCAGCCUACCGAGAUUUCUGCCGAAUGCCGAGUUCGUUAGCUUGCUCUGGGGUAGUCUCACGUGUGGCAGCGGUGAGAUCCUGGAUCCGUGUCAGCCGGUCCUGCCACGAACGUCGCACGCGCGUCUUUCACCCUUUGCCCGAGCGAUCUCCGCACGGCUGGUCGACAACACGGGAGCCCUGGAGCAUGCAGGACAAAGUACCGAUGCCUGGCUGAUUCGCGACUUCCGUGGAUACCACCGGCACAAGCAAGAAGCAUAUUGA